AUUGCUCCCGCACGCGCAGACUAAAGAACUGGACCGAGUUAAUCAAUUAUUACAAUAUUGCAAAAGGCACCUCUAAGACCAAACACACACACACGCAUGCAUAUUUUGAUCAAUUUAACGCACUCAGCUCUCAGGGUGAAAUGUCGGCAGACGAAUUCAACAGUGCACUGUCAUAAUAUUACAAUGGCUCUCAACAUAAAUCAAUCAGCAGUCAGUUCAGUCUUUCAAGACCACAACUGGUUUACAUUUAAACAAAACCCCAUCUAACAAACAAGCAACCGAGAUUAGGUCAUUUUCACAAUGCAAUUUGGAGAAAAUGACGGCUUUAGGUGAAAUGUGUGUUCUUAAUGCCGUUUGUCUAUCCUAACCUGGAGGCGCCGCUGAUUCAGAGCAGGAUGGAGAGGAGAGGGACUCUCCUGCGCACCGAGGAUGUGAUUGGCUAUUUGCACUGACAGCUCCCCCGUUGAUUGGCCAGGCACGGAAGCCCGACCCCCUUUCACUCCAGCAAGAGGACCAUUCAUAAACUAAACAAUUCCAGCACUCACGACUGAGUCUGGGCAACUGCACACUGGCGCACAGUUUUCAUGCGCAAACACAAGUGAGAGAGAUGAUGACAUGACGCUCGGAGAUUUAUCCCACAGCUGAUACAGGCUUGGCGAACAAGCACCUUUAAAACCCUUCCAAGUUGAUCUGGAAAAGUAGAGUCGCAUUGCGUUGCAUCUCUCUAUCCGUUUCCUGACCCAAACUUGACGUCUAUCCGCUGCGGGCGCAAACUUCGGUUUUUCUUCUUUUUGCUGGGAGUUUUGCCUCUGGCUUCACCGGUGCGCAUUGGAUCCAUCGGCGUACUGCGAAACUCCGGUCUACAGUCCGGAUCUGUGCCCAAACAUGAUUGCAACGCAAGCAAAGCUGGUUUACCAGCUCAAUAAAUAUUACAACGAGAGAUGCCAGGCGCGCAAAGCGGCCAUCGCCAAGACCAUUCGAGAGGUGUGCAAGGUGGUGUCGGAUGUGUUGAAGGAGGUAGAGGUCCAAGAGCCCCGUUUCAUCAGCUCUCUGAGCGAGAUAGACGCGCGCUAUGAGGGCAUGGAGGUCAUCGCACCCAAUGAGUUUGAGGUCGUGCUUUACCUGAACCAGAUGGGAGUCUUUAACUUCGUGGAUGACGGCUCUCUGCCGGGCUGCGCCGUGCUCAAGCUCAGCGACGGCCGCAAGAGGAGCAUGUCUCUGUGGGUGGAGUUCAUCACCGCCUCCGGUUAUCUCUCCGCCCGAAAGAUCCGCUCCCGCUUCCAGACCCUGGUGGCCCAGGCCGUGGAUAAAUGCAGCUAUCGGGACGUGGUUAAAAUGGUGGCGGACACGAGCGAAGUGAAACUGCGCAUUCGGGAGAGGUAUGUGGUGCAAAUCACCCCGGCCUUCAAGUGCACGGGCAUCUGGCCUAGAAGUGCCGCCCAGUGGCCCAUGCCCCACAUCCCAUGGCCCGGGCCCAACCGGGUGGCGGAGGUGAAAGCAGAGGGUUUUAACCUCCUCUCUAAAGAGUGCUACUCGUUAACGGGGAAACAGAGCUCGGCGGAGAGCGACGCCUGGGUCUUGCAAUUUGCUGAGGCCGAGAAUAGGCUUCUGAUGUCGGGCUGUAGGAAAAAAUGCCUCUCAAUUCUUAAGACUCUCCGUGACCGACACCUUGAGCUGCCGGGGCAGCCGCUCAAUAACUACCACAUGAAGACCCUGCUGCUGUACGAGAGCGAGAAACACCCGCGGGAGACCGACUGGGAUGAGUCGUGCCUCGGCGACCGUCUGAACGGCAUUCUGCUGCAGCUCAUCUCCUGUCUCCAGUGCCGCCGGUGCCCACAUUACUUCUUACCCAAUCUAGACCUGUUUCAGGGUAAACCACACUCAGCGCUGGAGACAGCGGCCAAACAAACCUGGAGACUGGCCAGAGAAAUCCUUACCAAUGCUAAAAGUUUGGAUAAACUGUAAGAUGCAAAUAAACGAAAAGAAAAACAAAGGACAGUUUGUCGUUUAAUAUGAACGGGACGUUUGAGAUCACAUCACUGAAAGUGGCGAGACUGUGAUCUUGGUGCUCAGAAAUGAAUCCGAGAAUUUUUUGUUUGAAUUAUUAUUAUUUUAUUUUUAUUUUUUAAAUAAAAUAAAAAACACGAAGCAUUUGCUUUUGCCAAGGUUCUAACGGGACAUUGCAAGAGAGAGAGAGAGAGAGAGAGAGAGAGAGAGAAGUUAAGGUACAUUUUAAGCUAAUUGAAAUGAUUUUGUUAUUUGUUUGAACUCUUUUCACAAAGUGAAAAUUUUAUUUAAAUAUAUGCACAAGAUCUUUAAUUGAGAAUUACAAAAUGUAGCAUACCAAGUUCAAUUUUUUCCAUGAUGUGACCGAAAAUUGAAAAGUAAUAAAAUCAUGACACGAUGAUAUUUAAACUUGGCAUUUGUCAUUACUGAAUUCACAAACAAACCUCGUGGCCUAAUG
Molecule: messenger RNA, 2464 nt
Organism: Myxocyprinus asiaticus (Chinese sucker)
Lineage: Eukaryota; Metazoa; Chordata; Actinopteri; Cypriniformes; Catostomidae
Product: protein mab-21-like 2
Exons: 1
Coding region: 886-1965 (359 amino acids)
Source: RefSeq, a predicted model, not a curated record